CUUCACAUUUAACACAAACGAAAUAGAAUACCAUUAUACAGUGUUUAAAUUCAAAAUGAUACUGACCUUGGUUUUCCCGGUUAUGUUACUACUGCCGAUGACUUUCGGCUAUAACUACUGUCACAACAAUACCCAUGUGUGCAACCUGUCCAAGAGAAAGCACUUUAUGUGCCGAUUGGACAAGGAUCUUCCUUCCUUCGGCAACCACACGACAUACCACGCCAUGGUUCCGGACACCUCCAAACUGCAUCUGAAAACGCUGGGCAUACUAAACACCUUCCGGAACACGUUCGCCAGCGGGGAUCUCAUCACGAACAACAACAAGACGUUUGCGACUGCCAGGCGGAUGCGCAGACUCAUUUGGGACAAUGAGCUGGCUUACAUGGCCAGGACACAUGCCUCCACCGUGUCCUUCAAACACUCCGAGUGCCGGUCCACCCUCCGAUUCCCGAUGGCUGGUGAGUGCCUGGCUCUCUUGCCUCCUUCCAAACAGAAGAUCGGUCUGGUGGAGCUAUUGACCAAAGCGUUUACACCGAUGUUCGACGAGUAUAAGGACGUUGAGGAUCCGGAUAGACUCCGAGUUGGCUACGACCCCUCCAAGGACUACUUCGUGGGUCACUUCACUACCAUCAUUAGUGAUCGGGUUUCUCGGGUGGGCUGUGGUAUUGCCGUGGGUUCCAAUUGCCACGUGAACAAUGAUGUCGGCUUAUGCCACUUCCUGACCUGCCACUUCGAUUUCACCAACUUGGAGAACUCCUAUGUCUAUAAGGCUGGAAAGCCCGCCAGUUCAUGCUUUGACUGGAAAACUGUUUCCAGCACUAAGUAUGCCUUUCUGUGCUCUAACAACGGCGGUAUUUUUUCCUAAGAUUAGGGUGAUAAUGGGGGAACCCAUUGACGUUCUUAAUAAGUUUCUCUAAAAUUCCCACGAUCAAUUUACAAUUUUUACUGCUCUUGUUUACCUUAGAUUUAUAAGUCAUUU
Molecule: messenger RNA, 979 nt
Organism: Drosophila rhopaloa
Lineage: Eukaryota; Metazoa; Arthropoda; Insecta; Diptera; Drosophilidae
Product: antigen 5 like allergen Cul n 1-like
Exons: 4
Coding region: 56-865 (269 amino acids)
Source: RefSeq, a predicted model, not a curated record